Staurois parvus is the source of this 537-nucleotide messenger RNA. Lineage: Eukaryota; Metazoa; Chordata; Amphibia; Anura; Ranidae. The record is from the annotation of a GenBank genome assembly.
ACAAAAUGCAAUUCUCCGCCGACAUUUUCUAGAACUUACUCAGAGCUUCAUCAUUCCUCUGGAACGUUAUGUGGCAGGUUUGAUGCCACUUCUGAAGAGUAUCUCUGCGUGGAAGAGUCCUCCACAGCUCAAGCCCUUCAGUCAGGAGGAGUUUAUGAAGACCUUGGAGAAGACUGGUCCUCAGCUUACUUCUCGGUUAAAGGGAGACUGGAUCGGCUUGUACAGGCAUUUUUUUUGCGUUCACCUAACUUUGAUGGCUGGUUCAGAGCCCGGAGAAAAGAAAUGACGCAAAAGCUAGAAGCUCUUCAACUUGAAGCACUUUGUAAUGAGGAUUUGCUGAUCUGGGUACAGAAGCACAGUGAAGUUGAGGCCGUGGACCUGGUUUUAAAACUGAAAAGUAAACUGGCUCUGGCGCAGAGGGAACAGCUCCCUGUAAAUAUGGACACGUUGCAGAAGCUUCAAGGACAAGUAGACAUCAUUAUACAAGAGCUGCCUGAAGACUUACAGGAGAUCUUACUGAAAACCAACAGUUCAUGA